AUGGACGAAAAGGAAUUACAUCAUCGUCAAAAAAUUACGGAACAGUUUGGCGAUCAACACAACUGGCCAGGAGACCGCUGUAGGGAAGGCGACAAAAGACAAUCACCUAUUGACAUCAAAACAACGGACGUCGUCAAGGAUUUCAACAGCCUCUUCAUCAAAUACGGAAAUCUCAAGUUUGUUGGCUACAACAAAGUAUUGCUGUCGGCGAUUAAUAACGGGCUCACUAUACAGUUCACCACCGAUGGAGACGAAUCGAUCCACCCCACGAUCACUGGAGGCCCCCUCAAAUACAACUACAGACUUGAGCAGAUGCAUUUCCACUGGAUUUCCGAACACUCUUUAAACGGAAUUAAGUUCCCAAUGGAAAUACAUUUCGUUCAUGUUCAAUCGGACCUCUCUGUCGACGAGGCUCUAAUGAAGAGAGACGGCUUAGCAAUCAUAGCUGUGUUUUGUGAAGUACAAGCAGAUUUAGACGACUACGAAAACACUCCUGUCGAUGAAAUAAUUGAGCACCUUCCGAACCUGACGAGUACCGGAGACAGAAUGAGUGGCGUACUACUGGAUAUAAGUAAACUCCUAAGUCCUAAAAACAACAAUUAUUUCACGUACGCUGGAUCUUUAACUUCGCCGGAGUGCAAUGAGGUUGUUAUUUGGAUCAUCUAUCAAUAUCCUAUACGCAUAUCGGAUACGCAGUACCGACAGUUCAGCAAGAUAAGCGCUGGACGUCACAAUUUCCGGAGCCAGCAGCGUUUAUCUCAGCACGUGGUGUUCACUCCGCCAUCAAACCACGUCAACAAACCACACUUAGUGAUGUUUUUCGAAAACGUCGUCAAUUUGGUUGCGGAUUUCUUUAGAAAUGUUACCACGUAA
Messenger RNA from Bombyx mandarina (wild silkworm), 873 nucleotides. RefSeq names its product carbonic anhydrase 1. Lineage: Eukaryota; Metazoa; Arthropoda; Insecta; Lepidoptera; Bombycidae. Gene Ontology annotation, molecular function: carbonate dehydratase activity; zinc ion binding. The record is from RefSeq and is a predicted model, not a curated record.